This is a messenger RNA of Penicillium longicatenatum, 2511 nucleotides long. RefSeq names its product pentatricopeptide repeat protein. The transcript has a single exon. The record is from RefSeq and is a predicted model, not a curated record. Gene Ontology annotation, molecular function: protein binding. The coding region runs from base 1 to 2511 and encodes 836 amino acids. Lineage: Eukaryota; Fungi; Ascomycota; Eurotiomycetes; Eurotiales; Aspergillaceae.
AUGCCUCAUCCCAAUAGGUUCCCCAGCUCACCGGGCCUGCGAGAUCCCCCCAAGCAGGCCUUGGAUGAGCUUCUCCUCUCCCGACCAUAUUCAAUGUCUCAUCCGAAACCUUCCCUCUCCCGCCCCUCUAUUCGAAGCUUCUCUACUCGGCGCCCCCGACCUUCCGUCGCGUCGAUAGCAGACCUUUUUGUUGGCUCCCUUGUCCUGGCAGGCUUCUGCCACGAGCACUCACCACGAGGUCGAGGCUUGUCUACACUACAUUUCAGGACAUCAGAAUCUAAUCUCCGGAGGUUCAGGGGCAAAGAGGGGGUGGAUCGCGGUGAGAGCCCAGCACGGAGACGCUGGGAGUUCUCUGGAUCUUCGGCCCAGCAAUCGCGACAAAGAUCAUGGCUCUGCCAUAGCCUGGAGCCAGUGGCGAAAGAUGACCCAGAGAAACACAAUUUGACAUUUCAAGCAAGAGAGAUAGCGGAGGAAAAUAAUGAUCACGCGCUGCCCCGAUUACCACAGGUUCCGGACAGCAAAUCGCAACUGCACUUGGAGGAACAUUUUUUUGACUCGAUACCGGACGUUCCUCGAUUAACCGUUUCCCCGAGGAAAGAUAUAAUCAACGAUAAACCUCCAGAGGUCGCAACAGAGGUUCAUAAACCGAAGAAUCCAUCCCUCACGCGGGAUGAAAGAGUGCGGAAUGCCGUCUCUGACAUAUUCCAGCGGUUAUUUGGAGAUAAACACGAUUGGGAAGACGCCGUGGAGGCUAUACUACCCAAACAAACGUUUGUUCGAAAGGUGGACGACACACGCGAUGCAAUCGAAACUCCGUCGGUUGCAAGGCUUGUUGAAGCACUACCCAGCCAAGAACAGGCAACAACUCAGUUUCUUUUUCGAUUGUACAGAGACCUUCCAGAGCCCGGGGUUGCACAUUUAUCUAAGGUCUCACGUGGCCGCCUUUUGAGGCGACUGGCAUCGCCUCCGAACCGACGCUGGGCAGAUGCGCGUCGUUAUCUUGCCUUGGUGGACGAUAUGAAUACCGCCGGACUUCCACUGUCACGCUCACUAUGGUCCACCGCAAUCCAUAUGGCUGGCCGAAGCAACAAUGGCAGGGUAUCAAAACGACGUUUAGUUCACGCAAUUGGUCUUUGGCAGCAAAUGGAGCAUGUAGCUGGGAUUCAGGCCGACGAUGUGGUCUUUAAUAUUCUAUUCGAUGUCGCUAUCAAAGCGAACCAGUUCAUCGUGGCCGAUCGUUUGGAAGAUGAAAUGAGGAAGAGAGGGGUUCGAUUUUCACGUUCUGGGCUAGUCUCGAAAAUAUUUUCCUGUGGCAUGCGGAAAGAUCUGGAAGGGAUUCGUGGCACAUUUGAUUACUUUGUCCAGUCAGGAGAGCUAGUCGAUACUGUCGUGUUAAACUGUGUCAUGGCCUCCUUUCUUCGAGCUGGUGAUGUUGAGACUGCUGAGCAGCUGUAUGGACGGAUGCUCAACGCACAAGUUCAACACAAGAAGGGAUCCUCAAGUUCAGGGAUUUCUUCAGAAACCUCCCCCAGCCUUUCUCCAGAAUUCACAUUUUACCGAGCAAAGACUAGGGAGCUUGGUCGCCUAUUAAAGAAGUCCAAGGCUCUCAAGAAAAGCCUACCUGCUUACCACCGUGCCCUUCAAGACUCGUUACCCAUGACACCAGAUACGCGGACCUUCUAUAUCUGGCUUCAGUUUUGCACGCGCAUCACUGGUGAUCUUGAUAUGUUCAUGAACGUUCUGCGGGAUAUGGAAAACACAUUUUCAGUUCCACCUCGUCACCUGAUCUAUCUUUACCUCUUUGAGGGCUUUGGCCUUCAUGGGCGCCGAAGGAAGAACUGGUGGACAGCAGAGAAACUUCGAUUGACCUGGCUUUCUUUUAUACAAGCCGUACGGGACUCAAAAGCGAGACAUUCGGGAUUUCACCGCGAUGCUCCUGCUAUGGUCUGGGAAAACCCUUUAGAAGGCGUGGAUGUUGAAGCUGAGAUACCAGCUGUCGAUACCUCUGCCAAGCCCGAUGGGCUCUACAUGAGCUUUGCAUCCACAGACAAGGACACCUCCUCGAUCACUCUAGAAGAAAAACCACAAGCCUCUGGGGGCCUUCCUGAAGAUCACAUUGACGAAUUUUCUCGUGAUGAGGAUGAUGUCGACGAAGAAGACGAAUUCGAGCACGAGGACGUCUCUGAGAUCCAACCCGAUAACGACAUUGCAAACUUGAACUUUGACGCGGAGAGCAUUUUCACUUCUCGCCCAUUAUCUCUCGACCAAGAAGGUGAUUUCAAACAAGAGAAUCUUGAACACUUGUCCCACCGUCUCGAGAAUGGUGUCUUCGUUGGACGACGCAUGAUUAUACUUAUUCUACGGGCCUUUGGCACCUGCUGUGGGCCCCAGGAGGUUAUGGAAGCUUGGUUGCAACUCGAACAGCUAUGGUCACCCAAUAAGCGCAAGGCAAUUGAUGUACUUGCGGUGAAGGAGGUGAUUGAUGAGCAAAUGUCGCGGAAUCCACGAUAA